Ricinus communis (castor bean) is the source of this 1320-nucleotide messenger RNA. RefSeq lists its product as uncharacterized. Gene Ontology annotation, biological process: translation. Lineage: Eukaryota; Viridiplantae; Streptophyta; Magnoliopsida; Malpighiales; Euphorbiaceae. The record is from RefSeq and is a predicted model, not a curated record. Gene Ontology annotation, molecular function: structural constituent of ribosome; small ribosomal subunit rRNA binding. Gene Ontology annotation, cellular component: mitochondrial small ribosomal subunit; ribosome.
UUUGUAAUCCUUUUAAGCUAUUGAAAAAAAAAAAAAAAAGAAGCCUACAACUUUUCAUGAUAUGUUCUUAAAGCAACCUUUAAUUUGCAUGAUAUACAUCAUAUAACAUUAAUGAUUAGUGCUAUCUUAACCAUAGUUGAUCUUAUGCACUUAAAUCUUAUCUGUUCAUACUUUAAAUUUUCAAUGUUAUAGGCUAAAAUCAGGUAAGAUAUUGGAGAGAAUUAAAAAGAUGGAUCAGCUCAAUCAAACAGACCCUGAAAGGGUUUAAUCGCCUUUUAUUUGCUAAUUUUAUUUUCUUAAUCCGUAUUCAAAAACUGUGUCAUUGAGCAGAGAGUAAUGAGAAGAACAAUAGGCAUUACAUUGCGAUCUAUUGGCCGAUCUCACACUACCCAUUUCGCUAAACCCCUCUCUACAUCUGCAUCUCAUGGUAAAAAGGAUAGUUCUAAUACCUUAGAGUCCAAUAAUGAGUUUGAGCAGCGAAUAUUUGGUGGCAUUUCUGAGAAUAGUCUACCUUUUUUCCAGAAGCUAGAUAGAAUUGAAAAGGCUCGCAAUAGACCUGGUUCUAGAAUGAAUGAAGGAAUUAGUUCGAAUCUGGAUGGCCUGUAUGAGAACACAUUAUCUGAUGGGAUGGAUGGGAAAUUGAAGAAGGCAGCUAGAUAUUUUGAGUUUGAUCCUGAGGAAAUAACUAAAGAGGACUAUGCUUUUAGACCAGAUAUGACGUUUCGGCGUGGAAUGACUUAUGAUACCAAGGAUCUUGAUCUUAGAAAGCCAGGAGUGCGCAAACCUCCUAAAAGAUAUGAAUUUCAAGUAACAACAGAGGAAGUUCUGGAAAAAGCUGAUUCUCGGAAUGUUAGAUUUCUCUCAAACUUUAUAACAGAGGCUGGAAUUAUGCACAAGCGGAGCAAGACAAAAAUAAGUGCAAAGGCCCAGAGGAAGGUCGCUGGGGAGAUCAAAACAGCUCGAGCUUUUGGUCUAAUGCCUUUUACGACCAUGGGAACAAAAUCAUUUGUUUUUGGUAAAAGCAUGCAGGAUCUUGAUGAGGACUAUGAAUACGAGAGUUUUGAUCGCCGAACAAUUGAUGAUACAGUUGGCGAAGGCCCUCUCGCAGCCUAGGAGCCUUUUUGCUGCAAUGUGAAAAUAAUUUUAAGUUCUUCAAGUUGUCAGUGCGUGGCCCUUGUUGAAGUAUGAGGUUGUGAUACAUUUUGAGUAGAAAUCUUCUGAAAAAAAUUGCAUUUCUGUGUACCAUCCAAUCAUAAGAUUGUUUCUCUCUAAUAAUGUCAAACAUCUUCCGGGCUAUAUCUCAUUUUCUACUUCUGUCAA